Molecule: messenger RNA, 330 nt
Organism: Parastagonospora nodorum SN15
Lineage: Eukaryota; Fungi; Ascomycota; Dothideomycetes; Pleosporales; Phaeosphaeriaceae
Exons: 2
Coding region: 1-330 (109 amino acids)
Source: RefSeq, a predicted model, not a curated record
AUGCAAGGCGAGGCCGGAGCAACAAAGCGUGGUCACUGGAAGAAAUUUGCUGACAACAAACGCCGCAAGGCCAAAUACAUCGGCAUCAUCUUGCACAAUUGGGAGCUCUCGUCCCCCAAUGGCAUCCUCCCUGCGCAUCUGUGCCCGCGCGAGCGCACGAUGCCGUCGGAUAGACACAUGUCCGAGUACGAGCACAAAUCGCGCGUGCAGCUGGGUGCGGAGGAUACACCGGUGCUUGAGUAUGGCGAGUGGUCUAUAGAGCUGCGUCGUGGUCUCUGGGAGUUGAGUAAGGCUACGGUGGGUGAUGCCCCGUAUGCCGUCAGGGUGUAA